This is a messenger RNA of Guillardia theta CCMP2712, 342 nucleotides long. RefSeq lists its product as hypothetical. Gene Ontology annotation, molecular function: DNA binding. Gene Ontology annotation, biological process: DNA integration; DNA recombination. The transcript has 3 exons. NCBI's taxonomy places the organism in Eukaryota, Cryptophyceae, Pyrenomonadales, Geminigeraceae. The annotation marks the transcript as partial. The record is from RefSeq and is a predicted model, not a curated record.
AUGGGAUGGCAAGAUGACCACAUGUGGGUUAGUUUUCCCAAGAGCAAGACCGAUCAAACGGGCGAAAGGAAGGAACCAAAAUCUAUCUAUGCGAAUCCCAUUUGUCCAGAAAUAUGUCCUAUUCUUGCUCUUGGAAUUUAUCUACUCAGUCAUACACCAGACAGAAGCAAGCUCUUUCCAGGUAACGUAGCCAUUGAUGGAAGACGAUACGAAUAUCCUAUGAUACGCAAAGCUGUGUGUCGGGAAAUUACACGGCUAGGGAUGAACAGGGAGGAUAUUGGCACUCAUUCCAUCCGGAAGGGUGCAGCGACAUAUUGUACAAGCGGAUCUACACAUUGUCCA